AUGACUGAGAAUCGGGAUGCACGAGUAGUGGUAUCUUUUACAGAUUUCAGUGAAACGGCAGACGGUAUUAGUGAGCUGAAACUAAGUAAACCCAUUGCUGAUGGACUUGACGUAAUGAACUUUAGAGAACAACCUUACGAUAACGCUGUUGCAAUGGUCACAAGAGAGACAGAUGUGCAGCAACGAAUAAAAUACAUCAAUCCUAAUGCUGGAGUUAUAGUCUCCCCAGACAACUUCUUGAAACUAGUCUGCUUGCUUCGAUGGAGGUCUCAGUUGUCAGGAUGCAAAACUGCAAUGAUAGGCAGUGUCUGUAGAAGAGAUUCACUAAUUUUUAAAUCAUCUGCCAACACAUCAGAAAGUGAAAGCUAUUCUGACAGUGUAGACGACUCCAAACCUGUUAAUUUCUCUGUAACUGUUCAAGAUAAUAAGACAGUUGAUGAAGCUCUAUCCUUGGUUGAUGAUUUCUCUGACACAAAAUUUAGCUUAAACCAAAAAUGUAUACUUCCAGAAGGUUACUGUUCUGGAGAAGAAGAGGAAGGCGAAGACCAACAUUUUGGGUAUAGUGAUGCCAAAAAGUUUAAAGCUCAGAGAUGCAUUCAUUAUUUAAAAAGCAGUGAUGGAAAGAGAAAUGAGACUGAAAGAUUGAGCCCAGGCUCCACUGAUACAGGGAAGCUCAGCCCUAAAGCAAAGGCCAAGAAAAAACGACAUAAGGCACUCACAAUUUGCACAUCUACUUGCAAGUAUGAAGUAGUUCGUCGAGUCGCAAGAAAGUUUGGCAUGAGAGAUGUUUCGGAGAAUGAACCAUGGAAUGUAUAUUGGACUGAUUUGUCAGUAUCCAUUGAAAGAGCAAAGGAUAUGAAGAGAUUCCAGAAGAUUAAUCAUUUUCCUGGAAUGUCUGAAAUUUGCCGUAAGGAUCUGCUUGCUCGUAAUCUUAACAGAAUGUUAAAAAUUUUUCCAAAAGAUUACAACUUCUUUCCCAAAACUUGGAGUCUUCCUGCGGACAUAGCGGACAUGUUAUCCUAUGCUCGUUCAAGACGUAAUCGGACUUACAUUUGCAAACCAGAAUCUGGUUGUCAAGGAAGAGGAAUAUUUAUAACCAGAAGUUUGAAAGAAGUCAAACUAUUUGACAGGGCAAUCUGUCAAAUCUACAUAUCGAAGCCAUUUCUGGUGGAUGGAUUCAAGUUUGAUCUCCGACUCUAUGUUUUGAUUACAUCUUGUGAUCCGCUUCGAGUAUAUGUUUACAAUGAUGGCCUUGUCAGAUUUGCAACAUGCCGGUAUCGAGAACCAACUCCUAGUAAUACAAGCAACGUGUUCAUGCAUCUGACAAACUAUGCUGUCAAUAAGUACAGUCGUACCUAUGUUGUGGAUGAUGAGGCAGGUAGCAAAAGAAAGAUAUCUUCCUUAAACAAAUGGUUGGAGAAAAAAGAGUAUAAUGUUCAAGAACUUUGGCAGAACAUUGAUGAGGUCGUCAUAAAGACGAUAAUUGCUGCUCAUCCUGUCCUAAAACACAGUUAUCACGCUUGUUUUCCGGGUCAUGACUACACAUACGCUUGCUUUGAACUUCUGGGUUUUGAUAUACUAUUGGAUUACAGGAUGAAACCAUACAUUCUUGAGGUAAAUCAUUCUCCAAGUUUUCAUACUGAUGCCCAGAUUGAUCGAGACAUAAAGGAAAAUCUUCUAAUGGACACAUUUAAUAUUUUGAACCUAUGUCAAAUGGACAAAAGGAAAGUUAUGGAGGAAGACCGAAAACGUGUUCGAGAAAGGCUCCUUCAAGGAAUACUUCAUAAGGAUCAGAGUAAUGACCAUCAUAAUGGGCCAUCAAUUGCAAACAAGAUUGCAAAGCAGCAGGCAGCAUGGGAAGAAAAGCAUACAGGAAAUUUCCGAAGAAUAUAUCCAUGCAAUGACAGUGAAAAGUAUGAGCAGUUCUUCAAUCAGACACAGAGCUCUGUUUUCCAAGACACAGCAGCUUCAAGAGCUCGUGAAGAAUGUUCCCGCCAACAGAGAGAGGAGAUAGAGCUGAAAGCCAAGGAAGAAGCAGCAAGACGACCAGGUGCAAAACCAAGAGACUGUGAUCAUGUGCAACCAGAAUCUCCCAUAAUUCAAGACAGCAACAAGAUAAAAGUAAUACAGCCUCCUCCAAAGAAGAAACAUCCUGCCCCCAUCCAGGUACCACAAUUAACAUUUUCAUUUAAAUCUAAGUACUGA
This is a messenger RNA of Schistocerca serialis cubense, 2205 nucleotides long. Its product is annotated as tubulin polyglutamylase ttll6-like. The coding region runs from base 1 to 2205 and encodes 734 amino acids. Gene Ontology annotation, cellular component: cilium. The record is from RefSeq and is a predicted model, not a curated record. The transcript has 12 exons. Gene Ontology annotation, biological process: protein polyglutamylation; microtubule cytoskeleton organization. Gene Ontology annotation, molecular function: tubulin-glutamic acid ligase activity; tubulin binding. NCBI's taxonomy places the organism in Eukaryota, Metazoa, Arthropoda, Insecta, Orthoptera, Acrididae.